AUGGACGAUGGCGAGGAUACGCCUGCUGGUGGCCAUCGGCCAUUAGCCCAAAGCCAUAAUAAUGGUGUCCCGUCGCCAAAAUUUUCGUUCGACUUUUCGAGUCAUCAAGCCGGUUAUGGGAGCUCGUCCGAAGAGGAUUCGUACGGCCAUAUGAUGACGGCUACGUCAACACAGGAAGAUGAGAACAUGCCUCUACUAGGCUCUCUUUCGGCAGCGUCACCUGUCGGUCAUAUUUCGUUAGAGUCCCACGGACCUCUGAUUGAGACCAGGACGGACUCAGCGCCUAUGGCUGUCAUGGAGCCCAAGGCUUCGACUGUCGAGGAAGCCUUUACUGCCAAGACUAUUUCCGCCGACAUGCCCCAUGGCCAACCUGGCAUUGAAGUUUCCAUACCUUUCAUUCCCCUGGAUAUUCGAGACCAGUAUGAGGAGGUGCAGAGUAAUACCAUAGAAAAAGUGUUGAGCCUUUUCAAUUCCACUGAGGACGGUGAAAUGUUGAAGUUGGAGUUAACGGACGGAAAACAAUGCAUGAUCUCGCUGAUUCAACUCGAAAGAUUUGAAAACGGCCCGCAUGCACUCGAAUCUUACUUCUUGCAAAUGGAACGGGCAGACCGAAAGCGCAAGUAUGCGCCCAAUGAUGACUGGGAGGCCGGCAGCAGCUCCAACGACUCCGAUGUCAUGGAUUUGGACGGUCACGAAGUAGUUGAUGCCACGGAGUUGGACGGUGAAGACGAAGGUAGCGAGCUCAUGCCAGCUACCCGCAAACGCAGCUCGCGAAAUCUCGAGAGAACUGUCUCGAGAAUCCAGCCGGAGUUGAAAAUGGAUGCCAGUGAUGACUCAGGCGCUGUGUUAUUCGACAACCGUCGACGCAGCACUAGGAAGAGGCAGCUGCGAUUUCCGCAGUCCCAUUUGCAGGAAAUGGAACAAGAGAGCAAUCCCAGAGCUCAAGUCGAAGAAGAUGAUGACGACCACUUCAUGCCGGUUGUUUCUGACAUUACUGUCAGCAAAGGCAGAGGAAGAAGCGCGCGGAACCGAACUCGACGACUCCAAACCCGUAAAACGGCAUCAGGGCAACAAGGUGACUCUGACAUAGAAUUCGAACAACCCAGGAGAUCCUCUAGGGCUACGCGAAACGUUAACUAUAUACAAGAUGACCUCGAUAUGGAUGAAGAUACAUUUACUCGAGUUGAUGAGAAACCCUCAGGGCUUCUCAAAGUCGCCACUGUCAAGGAACUUUUUCGACCCAUCUCCCCAGACUCGCCUUUCGCCAAAGUACACACAGACACCUGUCACGCCUGUGGCAGUUCCAGCAACCGCAGCCAGAUCAUAUACUGCCAGGGGUGUAGCUACGCCUACCACAAACCUUGCAUUGGCACUCGAAGUGCGCGUGAGCACCUAGUCACCAAGGUUGGGGAGGCAGAUUUUGUUUUACAGUGUCGAUUCUGCAUCGAUAUUCACAACAAGAAGGAUCCGCUAGCCCCACGGCGGUCGAUAUGUCAAACAUGCAAGGUAGCUGGCCUUUCUUGUCCCCCGUUUUCUCGGAGACAGACGACUCGUCAAGAGGAGAAAUUGCGAGAAGAAAACGGCGGGCUUGAUCCUAUCACACCAGUAUCAGCUGAACUUGUGCAUAAUGCCGCCAAUGUUCUCUUCCGUUGCACUAGCUGCAAUCGAGGCUGGCACCAACAUCAUUUACCCUCGAUAGGGAGUCCGAGUCCAGGAGGUACCCAGCCGGUGGGAGCGAUUAAGGAUUACUCCAUCGACUGGCAAUGCAACGAGUGCACAUCUGCGGAGCAAAAGAUUCAUCGGCUUGUUGCUUGGCGAACAAAUGCAGUGGCCCCUCUGACGGUUCAGCCAUUCUCGCAUCUCUGUGACGAUGACAGAGAAUAUCUUAUCAAAUGGGAGAAGACGUCAUAUUUCCACUGCACAUGGAUGCCUGGUGCAUGGGUAUUCGGCACUGCAGCCGCUGCUAUGAGAGCCUCCUUUGCCAGGAAGGCUCUGGAAGCCGAUCUGUUCAAAGCAGAUGAGAAACAAGCCAUUCCCGAGGAAUAUCUGACUAUUGAUAUCAUUUUCCGGGUGAAGUUGAAUCCUGUCACUCCAAGAGUUGAUUCUAUGGAAGAAGAUUUAGACAACAUGUCGCACAUCACUAAAGCGUUGGUAAAAUUUCAAGGUCUUGGGUAUGAUGAUGUGGUGUGGGAUCGACCACCACCCAGAGAUUCGGGCGACCUCUAUGAGGCGUUCAAACUUGCAUACCAAGAAUACCUUGCUGGGAGGUAUUUUGAGCACUCUUCGCAAGGUAGAAUGAGGGAGCGCAUAAAAGCUUUCAAGGAUGGAGAGCUCGAGGAAGUUGAAGUCCAACCAGCAGGACUCAAGCGAGGUAAGCUUAUGGGAUACCAGUUGGAAGGACUGAAUUGGCUCUUGCACAACUUUCACGCCGGGCGAAGUGUCGUUUUAGCAGAUGAAAUGGGACUCGGCAAGACUGUUCAAGUCGUCAGCCUAGUCGUCCAUCUUGUGCAAGAAAAUCCUAAAUGCUGGCCAUUCCUUAUUUCCGUCCCGAAUGCAACGUGCCCGAACUGGCGUCGUGAGUUCAAGCAGUGGGCUCCAGAGCUUCGAGUUGUCACCUAUCAUGGAGGUAAAGAGCCGCAAGACCUUGCGUACAAACACGAGCUCUUCCCAUUCGAUUCACGAGACAUGGCUGCACACGUGGUUAUCAUGUCUUACGACUCUACGCAGGACCCGAGCACAAGUCAGCGUUUCCGUUCUGUCAAGUGGGCGGGUCUGGUUGUCGACGAGGGCCAGCGACUCAAGAAUGAACGUAGCUUGCUGUACCAGGCACUGCGUGUAAUGAAGAUCCCGUUUCGAUUGUUGUUAACGGGAACGCCGCUACAAAAUAACAAAAGAGAACUGUUUAACCUGAUUCAGUUCAUAGACCAUUCCCAGAGCGCUGAGAAACUCGAUGAGGAGUUCCAGGUUCUUGAUAAAGAAACGUUGCCAAAGCUUCAUGACAAGAUUCGCCCCUAUUUCUUACGAAGAACCAAGGUCGGAGUGCUCAAGUUUCUCCCUCCCAUGGCUCAGAUAAUUUUGCCGGUCUCGAUGACAGUCAUCCAAGAGAAGCUAUCGAAAAGCAUUAUGGCGAAGAACCCCCAGCUUAUCAAAGCUAUUUUUGCUAACAGCAAAGUGAACAAGAAGGAACGUGGUUCGCUCAAUAACAUUUUAAUGCAGCUUCGCAAAUGCCUGUGCCAUCCUUUUAUGUAUUCAGAUGCAAUCGAGGAGAAACACGACGAUCCAGCAGUUAUUCACCGCAAUCUUGUAGAGGCUUCAGCAAAGCUUCUUCUUCUUGAGCAAAUGCUUCCCAAGCUUAAGGAGAGGGGUCAUAGGGUUUUGAUCUUCAGCCAAUUCCUCCAGCAGCUGGAUAUCAUUGAGGACUUUUUGAACGGAAUCGGUUACCAAUACAGACGACUUGACGGACAAAUGUCAAGUUUGGAAAAGCAGCGCCGCAUCGAUGCUUAUAAUGAGCCGGUCAUUAUCAUGGACCCCGACUUCAAUCCACACCAGGAUAUCCAGGCUUUAUCUCGCGCCCAUCGUAUUGGUCAAAAGCAGAAAGUCCUCUGCUUUCAGCUGAUGACGAAGGAUACUGUUGAGGAGAGAAUCAUGCAAAUCGGCAAGAAGAAGAUGGCCCUCGAUCACGCCUUAAUCGAGAGUAUGGAUGAUGACGACAUUGCCGGCGAUGACUUGGAGUCUAUUCUCGCACAUGGUGCCCAAGCACUAUUCAGUGAUGGUUAUCAGAAAGGUGCAAUUCAAUAUGAUGGCCCCUCUAUUGACAGACUUCUAGACCGGUCUCAAACUGAGCAGACAAAAGUUGAUGAUGAAGGAUCUGCUGAGGCGCAGUUCUCUUAUGCUAAGGUUUGGUCAAAUGAUAGGGCAAGCUUAGAAGAUGGACUGGCAGCGGCAGCCGAAGACGUGGCUCCCGAACCGAUUUCUUCAAGUGUUUGGGACAAGAUUCUUGCUGAACGAGAGGAAGAGGCUCGCCGUCAUGCAGAAGCAAACCAGGAGAAGCUAGGAAGAGGAGGACGCCGCCGAACUAUCCAUAACUACAAGCCCGACACAUUGGCAGGGUAUCUCCAGGAUGGUGAUAACCUUAAUCCCUCAGACUCCUCGGAUGACUUUGCGGGUGCCGAUUCUCCAUCUUCGUCCGACGAGGACAAUGCAGCAGAAGAAAGCGAAGCCCGUACUCUCUCCAAGAAACGGCCGACGACCGAAAUCCAGCAAGCCAUCAGGUCCGACAUCAACGCCCAAACCGGUUCCAACGAAGACAACCUCCAAAGGCACGGGCAAAGUCACCAGUUCAAAAAACCCGGCCGGCCUUACAAAACUAAACAAAAGACCCAAGACCAACCCCCCGGCCAAGCGACACGUACCUACGACCCCAUCGAAAGUGUCAAAGUCAAAUACAGAAGACACACGGACCAUGACGCAUCGCAAUACAAAACCAUCCCAUCAAAACACGAAGCGCACAACCAAUCCAUACCCUACGCCGACUCAGUCUCCAGCAACUUCACACCCAGUCUCAACACCAACUUCUCCGCUAACGGAGGCGGCCAAAUUGCCUCACCAGACCCUUACCCCUUCUCCUCGCCCCAAGGCCAAAAUCUCUCAAGCAAACGAAGAGCGCAAGUAAGGCGCCAUGAUCACGCAGCCUCUUUUCCCUCAUUAUCACACUCACGUCCCUCGCCCUCUCGAACAUCAACACAGAACCCCUCAUUAAGAUAUAACAACGACCCUCCAUUGUCACAACCGGGCCUACAAAUCGAGGGCUUUUCCGAAUCCGAAAUACGAGUAGCAAUAGACGCCGUUCAGCAUCUCCCAGUGAGAAAGUCAGCCAAGACUCCUCAAUUGCAAGUCCUUGCACAGAGGUUGUGGGAGAUUAACAAGCAGCAGCGACACGGCGCAGGCUAG
Pochonia chlamydosporia 170 is the source of this 4950-nucleotide messenger RNA. Its product is annotated as chromatin remodeling complex subunit (Chd3). The transcript has 6 exons. The record is from RefSeq and is a predicted model, not a curated record. Lineage: Eukaryota; Fungi; Ascomycota; Sordariomycetes; Hypocreales; Clavicipitaceae. Gene Ontology annotation, cellular component: nucleus; chromatin. Gene Ontology annotation, molecular function: ATP binding; histone binding; ATP-dependent chromatin remodeler activity. Gene Ontology annotation, biological process: negative regulation of transcription by RNA polymerase II; chromatin remodeling. The coding region runs from base 1 to 4950 and encodes 1649 amino acids.